Messenger RNA from Cyanistes caeruleus (blue tit), 1493 nucleotides. The record is from RefSeq and is a predicted model, not a curated record. NCBI's taxonomy places the organism in Eukaryota, Metazoa, Chordata, Aves, Passeriformes, Paridae.
GCUUACAUCUACUUCCUAAAUUAAUCCUAAUUUAACAGAUUUUUACAGGGAAGGCAGGUGAUUUGAUGCCCAGUGGGUGUUUCCAGAGCUCUGUUUGUGCUGGGAUGUGGAGCAAACCAGUGUCCUGCCCAGGGCUUACCUGUUGGGAUUUGUGAUGUGUAAUUUCACUGCAGCUCAGGUUUUUUCUGUGCCAUAAGUGUUAGUUCUAUUUUAAUUGAAGAGGGUGAGUACUGCUGAGCAGUGGUUGUACCAUGCAGCCCUCGAUCUGUGGUGACAGUGCUGUCUGUGUUCAGUGUCUCCUGAGGCUACAGGCGGGUGUUUGAGGAGUACAUGCGGGUCAUCAGCCAGCGGUACCCAGACAUCCGAAUCGAAGGGGAGAACUACCUUCCUCAACCUAUAUAUAGGCACAUAGCAUCCUUCCUGUCUGUCUUCAAACUAGUAUUAAUUGGCUUAAUCAUUGUUGGCAAGGACCCGUUUGCUUUCUUUGGCAUGCAAGCUCCAAGCAUCUGGCAGUGGGGCCAGGAAAACAAGGUGUACGCCUGCAUGAUGGUCUUCUUCCUGAGCAACAUGAUUGAGAACCAGUGUAUGUCCACUGGGGCUUUUGAAAUCACUUUGAAUGAUGUCCCAGUGUGGUCUAAGCUGGAGUCUGGCCACCUCCCUUCCAUGCAGCAGCUUGUACAGAUCCUUGAUAACGAGAUGAAGCUCAAUGUGCACAUGGAGUCAAUGCCCCAUCAUCGAUCAUAGCCCCAUCGAUCAGCACUGAAACUUCUCGCGUUGGGUGGUGGUUCCUGGGCCACGUGGUGCAGACCCAUGAAGGCCUGCACUGAAGACAGCCGCUGUUGGUGCAGGCUGGAUGCCUCUCUUGCAGCCACGUUGUGCCUCCUGGACAAACACUCAAUGAGCCCUGUUUCAGUGCUGGCUGGUCCACACUGCACAGCCACGAGUGCAAUAAUACUGUAUAGUUUUUUUAAGACUUCAUUCGACCAGUUCAUAGAUCAGCAAUGCAGGCAUUACUAAUGGUAACUUAUUUUAUAUUCAUGUUUCACACAAUGGCAGAUUGAGUUGAUACCUAAUUUUUCCUUGGAAAAAAAGAAGUUUGUUUAAUCUGUUGUAUUUUAUAUGAAUUUAUGUUCUUUUUGUAGUUUAAAUGAAGUUAUAGGAGUGUCUGAUAUUGUCCUAAGCUGUUGAGUAAGUGAUAGCUGUCUAUCAAAUCUCUUUAAUGUGGUUAAAACAGGUUUGUAUAUUUUUCAAAAUCUAUGGAAGAGUCGAACAGUGCAUUAUAUACUGAAUUAUAUAAGCAAAAUUAUAUGCAGAAUAGUUACAUCAUUUGGUGACUUCAGUGAAAAUUAAGAUCAGCUACUCUUUAAUCAUGUGGGCCAGCUCUAGCAGUUCUUCCUUGGCCAUUUGAGAGAUGAGCUGGGCCUUCCUGCUGUCCUAAAUAGAACCCAAGAACAUUAAUUGAAAUAAAGAGUUCCCAUUUCCUGUGUGAAGUA